GCGGCACCAGCUCAAUGUCGUCUGUUUUAAAAUGGCGGCUAGAGUUUACAUAUGCAAAAGUACCGUAGCUUGAAAUGUUUGUUUCGAAUUUACCAAGCAAAUUACAAACGUUGUAUAGGUUUCUACUGAGAGCGCUCAAAACGUAGCUUUCAAUUUGCGCCAAUAUGGCGACCAGAAGCCUCACAGAAGCGUUUGUGCUGAUGCGCAAUAACGCCCUUCAAAGCAAGCAUAUCUUCGGAGAUCAUGUUCAUGAAGACACCGUGGCACUAGUUGGACGGGAUGUCGAAACUGGUAUGGGCAUUUAUAAAGACGAUGCGGAACCUCCUCGGUGGAUUGACGCAUUGGAAGAGGUUAAUUACCAGAUGACGAAGAUCAGAGACAAAUUGAAAGAGCUGUCUGCCUUGCAUGAUCGCCACCUCAACCGACCAACAUUUGAUGAGAGUUCACUUGAAGAAGACGAGAUUGAGCAAACAACACACCAAUUGACGCAGCUUUUCAGUCAUUGCCAGCAACUGCUCUCUGUGAUCCAGCAAGGAGUCCGGUAUGGCUCCAAUUCCAAGGAGGCUCACUUGGCACAGAAUGUGGUGCGCUCUGUGGCUGGUUCGCUCCAGUCACUCAGCACUAGCUUCCGUUCUUCUCAGACAACAUACUGCAAGAGGCUUCAAUCAAGAGAGGAGCACUCGAACAAAUUUUUCGAUGUCCCAUUUUAUAUGGAAGAGACACAGCUUUCUCCAGAAAGAUUUGGAGGAGAUCAUCAGCUCCAGAUGGAAGACCAACUUUUCCUGGAAGACAACACAGAAAUGGUGCAUAUGCGAGAGCGAGAGAUCAACAACAUCUUGCGGUCCAUCACAGAACUGAACACCAUAUUCAAAGACAUUGCCAACAUGGUGGCUGAGCAGGGAACUGUGCUGGAUCGCAUAGACUAUAACCUGGACACAGUGCAGACAAGGGUUCAGCAGGGCCUCCAACAGCUACAAAAGGCUGACACUUAUCAGAAGAAGAACCAUAAAAUGAUGUGCAUCCUUGUCAUGGCAGCCUCCACUAUCAUCCUCAUUAUCCUUCUCUUUGCAUUCAAGCUGUAGACUGAAACAGUGCUGUGCUUUCCACUCAUGACCUGCGGGUGACAUCAGAGACAUAUCAGUGUGGGACACACCUUCAUGCACCACCACAGUGUAUGCAUUACUGUCAAUGCUGCAUUGCUCGGGGGCAAAGGUGUUGCCUGGUUCACAAUUGUGUUAUAUCUUGAAACAUUGUGGUGCGACUGAUGUAUAUGUUGACUGGAAACUACCUAAGAGGAAUGCACUGUGUGAAGCUGACAACAUGCAUAUUUGCUCUUCAUUUCUUUUAGUGCACAAAAAAAAAAAAAGAAAACACCUGUGAUACAGGGCACCUCCAGCUACUGGUGCUUAUACUUUGCUAUGCUUGGUAGUGCGAGUAUUUUCUGCUUGUCACCAUCAUUUUCAAUUAACUGUUGCUGUCAUUCAUUGAUGGCUGUUGGUGAAGUAAUGGCUGGAUUUUUUUGUAUGCACAUAAAGCUCCUUUCUGAGGUAAUUUUGCACACAUUUUCUUCUCUCAGGUACUCCAAAGCAUGGUUUGACUUAUGUGCUCUAUCACUGAUGUUUAAGGCCAGUGUAAACUUAUUUUAAUUAAUCAAGCUAUAUUUCUAUGUUAACUCGUAUAUCCCUAGUGCCCAACUUUUGGGAUAACUAUUUGUUUUAUGACAACACAACCAACUUCAAAAACGGAAAAGCUAGCAGGGUGUACGACCUUGUGGGGCAACAAAUUCUGCUGUUUACCACAAGAACUUUUACCAUCCUAUGUUCAGCAGGCCAGGCAAACAAGUGAAUGUGAAGGCUUGUAUUAGUUUUUACAGACUUCAGAUUUUUCUAUGGUCUUAGUUGUGUAGUUAAUUUUUCUUUUUGAUUUGUAUCACAGAGUUAGUUCUGGCAUGUUCUUUGUGCUGAAUUUUCUUUGGCAUUCAAAUGAUGCAGCAGCCAUGCUGCAAGUAUGCUGCACAAGUUCACGGUGUCCAUUUAAAUUUCCCUAGUCUUCGAAGAUCCAAGUUUUGUUUUUAUGAUUGUUUUUUUUUCAUGCAUUAGUAUUUUAAAUGUGUCUGCACAGCUGUCCAAAGAAGUGUGUAUCACCAGCAAAAAAUGGAAAUGCAAACAAGAAAAAGCUGAUCAGAACACCUGUUGCGUGGGAGUCCGACAUGCAGCCACUCUGUAGCUUGUUCCGAAGUAUGGUGUAUUCUCAAAUGUAAAAGUUUUGGAGCCUUUAUAAGCCACUGUGUAUUGCAAAUGCAGACAGACCCGGAAAUGCAAUGACACAUUCUAGUCAUUUUUUACUUGUUUGCAUUUUCAUUUAUUCUGAUAGUACACUUUUAGUUGUACAGUCAACUUUCAUUAAGUAAACCCUGAUGGAGCUGUGAAAAUUGGCUGAAUUAUCGAGCACAUUGAAUUAAAAGGAAAGGCAGAAAAAUUUUCAAA
Messenger RNA from Dermacentor andersoni, 2486 nucleotides. It is a transcript of the gene Syx16, whose product is annotated as syntaxin 16. NCBI's taxonomy places the organism in Eukaryota, Metazoa, Arthropoda, Arachnida, Ixodida, Ixodidae. The record is from RefSeq and is a predicted model, not a curated record. Gene Ontology annotation, biological process: vesicle fusion; vesicle-mediated transport; intracellular protein transport. Gene Ontology annotation, cellular component: SNARE complex; endomembrane system; membrane. Gene Ontology annotation, molecular function: SNARE binding; SNAP receptor activity.